AUGGCUCCCAUCAAGCGGAAGGGUAAUGGCCCAGAUGAGUCAGGUUCGCGGCAGCCGCAGAAAAGAGUCAAGGUCAUAGCUGGCGUGCAGCGCAAGGAUGUGAACGGCGGGAAGAAUUCGAAGAAACCGGCGGAGAAGUCGAAAGAUUCUUUGGAUUCACCCUCGAAGACACCAGCUGUUUCUGUCUUGCGGGAGGAGGAACCCGCAUUUCCCCGUGGUGGUGCAAAUAUUUUAUCACCGCUUGAGCAGAAACAAAUCCAUAUCCAGGCAACUCGUGACGUUCUGUUCGAGCAGAAGGGAGCGCAGGCUCAGGAUGAUAUUGACAAUGAGGACGGGACUCAGAAGAAACAAUCUAGCAAGGAAUUCGGGAUUAAAUCUAGGAAAUGGAAGACCAAAUCCAUGAAGCACACGAUUCCUCAGGCGUCUACCAAGGAGGAGGUUCGCAUUGAAGGGCUUAAUUUCAAGCAGAAGAUUGAAAAACUCUUGAACAGCAGCCAAGAAGAAGAAGAUAAUUCCGAUGGUGAUGAUGAUGAUGGAGAUGAUGAUUUGGAUUUGAAAUCCUACUUCAAAUUGGGCCAAUAUUUACGAGCGGCCGUUACAUCAACUGAAACUGAGGUGAAUCAUGGUAAAAUCAAGGGGAAAAAACAUAUCGAGCUUUCAGUGGACCCUAGGGAGGCUAAUUCAGGCCUUUCGAAAUCCGAUCUAGUCGUUAAUGCAACUGUACAAGCCUCUGUCCUUAGUUUAGAGGAUCACGGAUUGGUUAUGGAUCUUGGCUUGGAGGAUGGCCAAACGAGAGGGUUUAUGUCUUCGAAAGAAAUACCCCAUGACCUCGAGCUAUUACAGAUCAAGGAAGGCACGGUUUUCCUUUGCGUCGUGACUGGGCAUAAUGCGAAUGGCAACGUUGUGAAGCUUUCCGCCAACUUGCCAACGGCCGGCUCCAUUAAAAAAUCCCACUUCUUGACAUCUGCACCCACCAUCCACUCAUUCCUUCCUGGAACAGCGGCAGAAAUCCUUCUGACCCAAGUUACUUCGACUGGCAUGGCUGGAAAAAUCAUGGGAAUGCUGGACGCUGUUGUUGAUAUAGUCCAGUCCGGAGCCACUGCUGGAAAGGAAGAUAUUACCGCAAGGUAUCAUGUUGGUGCGAAAAUUAAAGGUCGACUAAUUUGCACAUUCCCCACGGCAGAACCUUUGAAACUUGGAUUUUCGAUCCUGGACCACGUUGUCAAGUUUAUGCCAACAGUUCUAGACCGCAAAUCUAGCUGUGAGGUUGUCCCUGCUAUAUCUGCCAUUGUGCCUGAAGUAAAAGUCACUAAAGUUGAGCCUGGGUUGGGAGUCUACGCUCAAUUCAAUGACAAGCAUUAUGGAUUUGUCCAUAUUUCCAGGCUCUCCGAUGACAAGGUCGAUAGCAUAUCUUCUACGCAAGGUCCUUAUAUGGUCGAUUCUACCCAUGAAGCAAGAAUAGUUGGCUUCAGCGCACUGGAUAACCUCUAUCUACUAUCUCUCGAAAGAAAGGUCAUCGACCAACCUUUCCUUCGUCUCGAGGACGUUACAGUUGGCGCGGUGGUCAAGGGAAAGAUCGAGAAACUCCUCAUUGGACCUGAUGGUAUCAGCGGACUCAUUGUUUCUCUCGCGGAUGGCAUUUCCGGGUUGGUUCCAGGAAUGCAUAUGUCCGAUACUAAACUGCAGCAUCCAGAAAAGAAGUUCCGUGAAGGAGUACAGGUUUCCGCCAGGAUCCUUUCCGUGAAUUUGGAGAAACGCCAGUUACGACUUACGUUGAAAAAGACGUUGUUAAACAGCGAAUCCUCUACCUGGUGUGAUUAUAGCGACAUCCUUCCAGGGAACAAAUCACCCGGAACCAUCAUCAGCAUUCAGUCUCAUGGAGCAAUUGUUCAGUUUUAUGGCGAAGUUCGAGGAUUUCUCCCGGUUUCGGAAAUGAGUGAAGCUUAUAUCAAGGACCCCGCUCAACAUUUCAAUAUUGGACAAGUUGUGAAUGUGCAUGCGCUAAAUGUUGACGCAGAGUUGCGAAAGCUGGUAGUCUCCUGCAAGGACCAGUUGUCCUCCACAGAAGCUUACAAGCGCGCGCUUGAGCAUAUCCACCCAGGGAACACUGUUUCAGGCACUGUAUUUGAAAAAUCCAAUGAAGAUAUACUGCUAAAGCUGGAGGACUCUGGGUUGGUUGCUAGAUUAAAUGCGGAACACGUCAGCGAUGGCCAAGCUUCGAGAAAUGGCGCUGCUCUUGCCCGCAUUAGAGUCGGACAGAAACUUAAUGAACUUUUAAUCCUUAAUAUACAAAAGUCUCAUCAGUUAAUCAAGGUCACCAAUAAGCCGAGCCUGAAGCAAGCUCGUCAACGAGGGGAAUUACCUACCAAAUUUGAGGAUCUUCGAAAGGAUCCAAGGUGA
Molecule: messenger RNA, 2400 nt
Organism: Histoplasma mississippiense
Lineage: Eukaryota; Fungi; Ascomycota; Eurotiomycetes; Onygenales; Ajellomycetaceae
Exons: 2
Coding region: 1-2400 (799 amino acids)
Biological process (GO): rRNA processing
Cellular component (GO): nucleolus; small-subunit processome
Molecular function (GO): RNA binding
Source: RefSeq, a predicted model, not a curated record